AUGGAGGCAGAUGACUUGGACAAUUUGAUUGCGGACUCGCUGACUGGUGUGCAAACUGCCCUGGACAACGAGCGCAAGGCGGCACCCGCAGAGAGCGGACGAAGUGCCGGUGAGGCCGUGCGAGAACUGCAACAAGGUGCCAAAAGGACGGGUGAAGGCCAACCUCCUGGUGAGGACUUCUUCAAGGAUCUCGUCAAGAACUUUCAGGACGAGAAUUUUCAGAAGGCCAUGGCAGAUGCCAUGCAGCAGGCUCCAGCGCCAGCGCCCAGCGAGGCAGUGGCCUCUACUGCCGUAGCUUCGUCACCAGCUGCUGACUCGUCGGGUGAGGACGUCCUGCAAAAGUUCAUGAAGAGUUUUGAGGAGGCAGCAGGCUCAGACAAGGACUUCGAAAAGUCGAUGUCGACGUUGAUGUCGUCUAUGUUGUCCACCGAGCUUCUAACAGAGCCGCUGCAGCAGAUAGCGGAUAAGUUGGAGCCAUAUCUUAAAGAGAAGAAGGGUCUGUCCAAAGCAGAUAAGAGCCGAUAUGAGGCUCAGCUGAAGCUGUACAGGCAGAUAGUCAGUGUGUACAAGCAGAACCCAGAUCCUCUUCCCGAUUCUGCCCGAGAUCAGGUGCAACGCAUGCUGAACGAGCUGCAGCAGCUCGGGCAGCCGCCCGAAGAAGUCAUGGCCCAGAUCGUCCCGCAAGAAGCCACAGAAGGAGCUGAGUCCUUCGAGGACUUCAUGAAAAACAUGGGCCUCGACUCGCAGCUCGCUGGACCUGAGCAGGAACUGUUCAAGAAGAUUGCCGAUGAUCCUGAGGAGUUGGCAAAGGUGAUGAAGGAGAUGACUGGGGCUAUGCCAGAGGAGGCCUGCAAGCAACAAUGA
This is a messenger RNA of Symbiodinium natans, 864 nucleotides long. The record is from the annotation of a GenBank genome assembly. Lineage: Eukaryota; Dinophyceae; Suessiales; Symbiodiniaceae.